Molecule: messenger RNA, 2231 nt
Organism: Clupea harengus (Atlantic herring)
Lineage: Eukaryota; Metazoa; Chordata; Actinopteri; Clupeiformes; Clupeidae
Gene: pes1
Product: pescadillo
Exons: 15
Coding region: 117-1865 (582 amino acids)
Biological process (GO): ribosome biogenesis; maturation of LSU-rRNA from tricistronic rRNA transcript (SSU-rRNA, 5.8S rRNA, LSU-rRNA)
Cellular component (GO): nucleolus; PeBoW complex
Molecular function (GO): RNA binding
Source: RefSeq, a predicted model, not a curated record
CUACGUAACACAACACACACGUGUGCUGCUAACUUUUGAGCACGCAGGUUGACGGGGACGUUUGCCUGUUUGUGGAUUUUAAUACUUUUCGGAAUCCCCUAUUUUGAUAUUCGACAAUGGGUGGGUUGCAAAAGAAAAAGUACGAGAGUGGGUCGGCCACGAAUUACAUCACCCGAAACAAAGCCCGCAAGAAGUUACAGCUGCACCUGGCCGACUUCAGACGUCUGUGCAUUUUGAAAGGAAUCUACCCUCAUGAGCCAAAACACAAGAAGAAGGUCAACAAGGGUUCCACCGCCCCUCGGACCUUCUACCUUCUCAAAGACAUCCGCUUCCUGCUGCACGAGCCCAUCGUCGGGAAAUUCAGAGAGUAUAAGGUGUUUGUGCGGAAGCUCCGUAAAGCGUACGGGAAAGCAGAAUGGACCGGGGUUGCCAGACUGAGGGACAACAAGCCGAGCUACAAGUUGGACCACAUCGUGAAGGAGAGGUACCCCACGUUCAUCGACGCCGUGCGUGACGUAGACGAUGCCCUCUCUAUGUGUUUCCUCUUCUCCACCUUCGCCCGUACGGGGAAAUGCCACGUCCAGACCAUUCAGCUGUGCCGGCGCCUCACGGUGGAGUGGAUGAACUACAUCAUUACUUCUCGGUGUCUGAGAAAGGUCUUCAUCUCCAUCAAGGGGAUUUAUUACCAGGCAGAUGUUCUUGGACAGACGAUCACCUGGCUGGUGCCCUAUCAGUUUGCCCAUGACCAUCCCACCGAUGUGGACUACAGAGUAAUGGCCACCUUCACAGAACUCUACACAACCCUUAUGGGAUUCGUCAACUUCCGUCUUUACCAGACGCUCAACAUUACAUACCCUCCCAAGCUGGAUAACCAAUCUGAAGCGGGACUGAAAGCAGAAUUUGAAGAAGACUAUGCCAUGGACUCCGAAAGCUAUUUGGAGAAACUCUCAGCCUUGAGUGCCAGCUUGGCCCGAGUCAUCAACACGGCAGAGGAGGAAGAAACCCAGCUCGACCACUUCCCUGCUGAAGGGGAGGACGUGGCUGAUGUGGAGGCGCGGGAGAAGGAGCAGAGGGAGCAGGACGCCCAGAGGAACCUCUUUGAGGGGCUGAAGUUCUACCUCAACAGGGAGGUACCCCGGGAGUCCUUGGCGUUUGUCAUCAGGUGUUUUGGUGGCCAGGUGUCAUGGGACAAGUCCCUCUGUAUCGGCAACACAUAUGACGUCACAGACGAGACCAUAACACACCACAUUGUGGACAGACCUAACAUAGAUAAGCAGUACAUCAACAGGUACUACAUCCAGCCCCAGUGGGUGUACGACUCCAUCAACGGCAAGAUUAAACUCCCCGUGGAGGACUACUUCCUGGGGGUCAACCUGCCCCCUCACCUCUCCCCCUUCGUGGAGGAGAAGGACGGCGACUACGUCCCCCCAGAGAAGCUGAAGCUCAUGGCUCUCCAGCGUGGGGAGAAGCCAGAAGGAGACGAACUAGAGGAUGAGGAAGAUGACGACGAUGAUGAUGAUGAGGAGGAUGAAGAAGAGGAUGAGAUGGACGAGGAAGAGGCCGAAGAGGAGAGCAGCCUGAAGAAGAUCGAACAGCAGAGAGGCCAGGGCAAGAUGCCCUCAGUGAAGGUGACCCCAGGUGCGGUCAAGCGGGAGGACAAGAAGCGCACAGACCUGGAGGAGAAGGCCGAGGAGAAGAGGCUGGCCAUCAUGAUGAUGAAGAAGAAGGAGAAGUACCUCUAUGACAAGAUCAUGUUCGGCAAGAAGAGGAAAGUCAGAGAGGCAAACAAACUGACUGCUAAGAGGAAGUCUCACGAUGACGCUUCCAAAACAGAGAAGAAGAAGAAAAAGGCAAAGAAGCAGUGAGAACACACUGACGCCAUCACCAAGGACUGGUUUUAACUUGUAUUUAAAACAGGAUUCUUUCCAUUUUUCGGAAGUAACGUUACAAUGGUUUUGAUCUGUCAUUGUGUGACUGAUUGAUUGGAAGAAUCAAUAUAUGAUAUCAAAUCAUUGUCAUCAUGUCAGUCUGACCGGAUAUCGGCCAGAAGCUAAGACAUACCUUUGGCCUCCGAUAUAUAUUAUGACCUUUAUUCCGAUGUUGAAGAUGGUGAUCUGUAUACGUAGUAAGCGUUCUUUGUUUUUGGCAACGUUUGGUUUGUGCACCAUUAUUUCAACCGUGACCUCAUCCCAAAAUGAGGGUUUUGUACAAUAAAAUACAAUAAAGAUCAA